Messenger RNA from Pseudomyrmex gracilis, 928 nucleotides. RefSeq names its product 60S ribosomal protein L8 (gene RpL8). The record is from RefSeq and is a predicted model, not a curated record. The transcript has 5 exons. Gene Ontology annotation, biological process: cytoplasmic translation. Gene Ontology annotation, cellular component: cytosolic large ribosomal subunit; ribosome. Gene Ontology annotation, molecular function: RNA binding; structural constituent of ribosome. Bases 100 to 873 code for a protein of 257 amino acids. Lineage: Eukaryota; Metazoa; Arthropoda; Insecta; Hymenoptera; Formicidae.
GCGCACACAGUGCCCUCUAACUUAAACCACGGUGGUGGUCGACUUCCGUCUUCUCCGUUGCAGUUUUCUUUUUGAUCUUGGCUUUGGGGGUUCUAAGCCAUGGGUCGCGUAAUUCGUGCGCAGCGUAAAGGUGCGGGAUCAGUUUUCCGAUCUCACACCAAGAGAAGGAAGGGAGCGCCGAAGCUCCGCUCGUUGGACUUCUCCGAGCGACACGGAUUCAUCAAGGGUGUUGUAAAGGACAUUAUCCACGACCCUGGUCGUGGCGCGCCAUUAGCGAUGGUACAUUUCAGGGAUCCAUACAAGUUCAAAACGCGAAAAGAAUUGUUCAUUGCACCAGAGGGAAUGUACACCGGCCAAUUUUUGUAUUGCGGGAAAAAAGCCAAUCUUCAAAUUGGAAAUGUGAUGCCUGUUGGUCAGAUGCCGGAAGGUACAAUUGUCUGUAACUUAGAAGAGAAAACUGGCGACAGAGGCCGAUUGGCUAGGGCUUCUGGUAAUUAUGCCACAGUGAUUACUCACAAUCCCGAUACCAAGAAGACCAGAGUCAAGUUACCCUCUGGCGCAAAGAAGGUUAUUCCCUCUAACAACAGGGCUAUGGUCGGAAUUGUUGCCGGUGGUGGACGUAUUGACAAACCUAUUCUGAAAGCUGGCAGAGCUUAUCACAAAUACAAGGCAAAGAGGAAUUGCUGGCCUAAGGUUCGUGGUGUUGCUAUGAAUCCUGUGGAGCAUCCUCACGGUGGUGGUAAUCACCAGCACAUCGGUAAAGCUUCCACUGUCAAACGUGGAACCAGUGCGGGUCGCAAGAUCGGUCUCAUUGCUGCUCGUCGUACGGGUAGAAUUAGAGGAGGCAAAACCGAUACGAAGAAGGACGAUUAGACUAAAUGUCAAAAUUCUGGCAUAUAUUAUAUAACAAAACGUGUUUAAAAAACAA